Penicillium cosmopolitanum is the source of this 1416-nucleotide messenger RNA. RefSeq names its product MFS transporter. Gene Ontology annotation, molecular function: transmembrane transporter activity. Gene Ontology annotation, biological process: transmembrane transport. Bases 1 to 1416 code for a protein of 471 amino acids. The record is from RefSeq and is a predicted model, not a curated record. The transcript has 5 exons. Lineage: Eukaryota; Fungi; Ascomycota; Eurotiomycetes; Eurotiales; Aspergillaceae.
AUGGAAGGUGACGAAAAGCCAUGGGGCUAUAAAAUUCGUUCAUCUCGCUUAUUGGUCAACUCCACGAUCACUGUCGCCUUAUUCACAGAGACUUUCCUGGCGAGUUUCCUUACACCAAUCAUUGGAUAUAUGCUGGAGGAACGACUACAUAUCGACCCAUCGCAAACUCAGAGUUACACUACGUUGUUGCUCUCUAGCUAUGGAUUUGUUGGCCUUAUCUCUGCCCCGGCCAUUGCAUACUUUGCUGAAAGGAUGGUUAGUCAAAGGACGCCGCUCUUGAUUGCUCUUGCUGGAUGUCUGGUGGGAACUUUUAUGGUCGCCUUGACCUCAUCCUUUUGGGUCCUUUUCCUCGGUCGUGUCUUGCAAAGUCUAUGCGGUUCCGCUACUUGGGUGGUUGGGUUUGCGUUACUAGCCAGUAAUGUGGACAGAAAGAACCUCGGAUCAUCAAUGGGAACGGCAAUGUCAUUUGUCACAGCAGGAACUGUCGCAGGGCCAACACUUAGUGGCUCAUUACUACAGUUGUUUGGCUACUGGGCUGCAUGGGCGAUUCCUAUAGUCUUAUUGACUUUGGAUAUAAUCGGUCGUUUGGUCAUGAUUGAGCCCAAGAUUCAGUCUCCAAAUAUAUCCACUCCCAGCUCAGAUUUGGGGAGCAAGUCUUCUGACGCUACACCCAACAAUGACGAGGAAGCCUUGGACGAAUCGACCACCCUGCUUUCUAGUCCAUCUCCAACCUUGGAGCAGGGUGGUAGCACAUAUGCAUACUUCCGAACCUUCUUCUCUGAUUCUCGGGUUUUGGUAGGGUUGGCCAACAUCCUCAUUGUCGCCUCCCUUCUGUCGGGCAUUAACAAUACCCUCCCUGUUCAUCUGAGAGAAGCUUUUGGGUGGAAUAGCUUACUCGUAAGCGCCAUGUUCUUCUGCAUACAGAUUCCUAAUAUUCUUCUCGGCGGUCUCGCUGGAUGGCUUCGAGAUCGCCUAGGGUUACGGCGGCCCACCACUUUAGGUUGGCUGACCAUUGUCCCUCUGAUUUUGCUUCUGGGCGCUCCCGGAGAUCCGCGGUUUCCCUGGGCUAAAGGUGAUGCAGCAGGCAAACCUCUCUUUACUGGUUGUGCCAUUGCGUUGGGCAGUGUCCUCCCGCUUGUGCGCGGUGUAGGGGCUGUGCAACUAGCCUUUGUUGUCAAAGACUGGCAAGCUAAGGAUCCCCAUCUCUUCAAUCUGAACAAGAGUAAUUUACGAGUGUUUUCGGUAACUGAAACAAUCUUCAGCCUUGGAGGGAUGCUUGGGCCUUUGUUGACUGGCUCACUCUUUGAAAAACUCGGCUUUUUUUUACAUGACCGUAGUACUGGCUGCCGUUUGCCUCACUCAAGCGGCGGUUUCAUGGAUUUGGCUGGACAGCAAACCCUCGGAUCAGGGAAAUGA